Penicillium cinerascens is the source of this 870-nucleotide messenger RNA. RefSeq lists its product as uncharacterized. Lineage: Eukaryota; Fungi; Ascomycota; Eurotiomycetes; Eurotiales; Aspergillaceae. The transcript is spliced from 4 exons. The record is from RefSeq and is a predicted model, not a curated record. Gene Ontology annotation, biological process: secondary metabolite biosynthetic process. Bases 1 to 870 code for a protein of 289 amino acids.
AUGGCACAGCUCGUUCCCUUGCCGGAAAUUGAGCGCCUCAGCGCGUCGGUAAUCAGGAUACUGGGAGGAAACCCAGGCAAGUUUACACUGCAAGGAACCAAUACCUACCUCAUUGGCCGCGGCCACCAGCGAAUCCUCAUCGACACGGGCGAGGGCAAGCCCACUUGGGCUGCUCGUCUGCAAUCCGUGCUCUCCGAGGAGAAUGCCACCGUUCACCAGGCCCUCCUCACUCACUGGCAUGGCGACCACGUAAAUGGUGUCGCCGACUUGCUCCGCAUCUGUCCUAAGGCUACUGUUUUCAAGCACCAGCCGGAUAGCGGACAUGAGGAUAUCCGCGAUGGACAGGUGUUUACCGUGGAGGGCGCUACUCUGACGGCGUGCCAUACGCCGGGACAUACGGUUGACCAUAUGGUCUUUAUGCUCAAGGAGGAGGAUGCUAUGUUUACCGGUGAUAAUGUCCUCGGUCACGGCACGGCCGUAUUUGAAGACCUUCAUACCUACCUAGGCAGCCUCAACCGCAUGCUCAACCGUGUGCAAGGCCGCGGGUACCCCGGACACGGCGCCGUAAUGGAGUCUACCAACUCGCGCAUUUCCGAGUACAUCAAGCACCGUCAGCAGCGGGAAGACGAGGUACUACGCGUUCUGCGGUACAGCAAGCUCGAUGUUACAGAAGGCGAGUCUGAGCCUGAGCGUAGAGGCUGGACGCCGCUGGACCUGGUCAAGGUUAUCUAUCGCGAUGUCCCGGAGAGCCUUCAUUUGCCGGCAUCUCAUGGAGUAGUACAGGUGUUGAUGAAGUUGGAGAACGAGGGGCGGGUAGUGCAUAAUGGUGAGUCCGGGGAGUGGCGUUUGGGUGAUAGGUCGGCGCUGUAA